UCUUAGUGCACGGAAUACGGAAGGGAUCCCGCUUCUGUAGUGUGGUGUUUUUUCAAGCAAAACCCAUAGUAUUUUAUUUCUUCCAAUCCCGAAAUUAUAGUUUUUAGAUACAUCGUGUCUUGUUUUGGAAAGGUUGGGGAUAAGUGCUUUUUGUGUUACAGAGGAGUCUUGUGAAAAGAACCCUUGGGAAUGAUGAGAUAGAAAUGUCAACAACCAUGACCACAAGAAUUAGCAGUACCAGUGGUGGCGGGAAUAUUCCCAACAUCAACAUGGAGAAGAGAACCGCUGCCGCUCGGGAUAUGCACGUCGCGACAACACCAGGCGCCAAAGUCAGUAAAUUGCGCCACCUUUUUGAAGCCCCAGCAGAUGUUAAACCAGCCUACAGGCCAAGGGUAAAUACUACAAAUGGUGUGUCUACUAGACCUGAGCCAACGGUAACAACUGCAGGCACCACUACAACACAGCAUUCCAGUAAACCCCGACCCGUAAGUCAGGAGCUAAACACCAAUGUCUUCGAGCAACAGGAGUCAGAUGAAGAGGUUAUUGAGGAUCCUGGUUCAGAUAAGAAGAUCAAUCCAAAGAUGCGAUUCAAGAAUGCUCGAUUGCUAUUUGAAAGCCACCAGGCAACAAGUCCUCCGACUGCAAGGAAGAACACAACAAAGCAGCCACUCAGUCCACCAACCAGUCCUCACCUCAACAAGAAACGUUACAGCCGCAAUACGUCUACUGACAGCACAGGCAGUUCUGUUGAAAAUGAGUCCCCAAAGAGAACUCUUGCUGUGCGGCCAUCUCCUGUGGAGGUAUCCGAGAAGCCAUCAAGACGAAUUGAUGCUAAGGUAUCAGAUAGUACUAGCAUGCGUAACACCAAUCCUGUUACCAAAGUCAUUCAGGAUGCCCCUCAACAGCAGAGAGCAUCAGAGAGGACCAAACCUUCACCCCCAACCUCACCAAAAAUGAAGUCUCAUGACCUGAAUACAAAACCACAGGUUGGUGUAGAAAAUGGAAGUUCCGAGAGAUAUAUAGAAGAUCGCAGAGAACCUGCAUCAGAACCUGCGGCAGUUCGCCGAGCUCAGAUGCGUUCUCGAUCGCCAGAGUAUGACAUAAGACGAAGAAGCCUAGAUGAUCCCAUGCCUUAUAUAGCUAGAGCACUAAGCCCAACGGACAUCCACCAUGUUCAGGCUCCCAAGACCAAGACACCUGUUUCUGCAUCAGCUCUUAUAGCCUUAAACCAACCAGAAAUUAAUUUACAUGAAAAACUUGGUCUCGAUCUAGAAGGUGGAGUAUACCUUGAAGACAGAAAGUCCCCUGUCUCACCAACUUCUCCUACUGCAAAGAAGCCUGUGGUACUUCGUUCCUCUGGCUCCCCCCGUAAACUCAGGUCAGGAAUUCGUCGUUAUUCUAGAGAAUAUGAAGAUGAAGACAGUGAAGAGAUGUCAUCGGAGUAUAGCACCCAAGCCUCUGCCUCUGACACCACCGUGGAAGAGCGUGAGAUCACCAUAUCAGCUUCUCAAGUCGAGGAGACCAAAGCGAGCCCAGCAUGGGAUUCGAGCAUUGCGUCUCCUCAGACUGGCUCUCCUCGUCGAGGCCUCUCUUCGGGGGAAUCUCAGGAUGAGAUCAGCCACCAGACUGACACUGAUGCAAACUCAGAUGCUUCUUCAACAUUCCUUUCGACAAGGGCAGUCCAGGAGCCAAGCCUUACCUCGUCAAGCUAUGCAACAACAGAGCAGAGCCCAACAGACCAAAGCAUUAUUGGCCAAAUCGGUGGCAGCAACCUGGAUAAGAUGGAGAUGGCGAUGCGGACCAAAGAAACAGUGAUUACAAAUGAUGAGGAGGAUGAGGACAGCGAGGAUCUGGAUCAAACGGAGGAAGACAUGAACACAGAUGCUCUUGAGCUACAGUUGAGCCUUGAGGCACAGGAAAUAUUGAAUCGGAAACCAAAGCAUACUUUCAUUGGGAUCAUGGAAUCGUCUUUGGAAGAUGACCUUGACAGUCCAACAGAGCCCGAGGAGAAGGUUGAUGAACAGGCUGCACAGACACAUUUUGCCGAAAUCUCUGCUCUCUCUGAAAGUGAUGAUGAUGAGGAAGGUGGUGACUGUAUUAGAAAACAACCUCGGAAGCUCAAGUUCAGCAGAGAAACCAUCAAGUUGAUGUCCCUCGCUGGCUUGUCGUUCGAGACUUUCAUAUCACACAGCUUGAUUACAGGAGCCAAGAGAGAACUGGCUAGAGGGUCAGAUGACACUUUCUUAAUGUGUUGCAGUAACUCAUUGGCUACAGUGAUUAAUUAA
Messenger RNA from Asterias rubens (European starfish), 2285 nucleotides. RefSeq lists its product as uncharacterized. NCBI's taxonomy places the organism in Eukaryota, Metazoa, Echinodermata, Asteroidea, Forcipulatida, Asteriidae. The record is from RefSeq and is a predicted model, not a curated record. Bases 204 to 2285 code for a protein of 693 amino acids. The transcript is spliced from 4 exons.